AUGAAAAAACAUUCAAGCCCCCCAUCUAAAUCUUCAAUAAAUAUCCCAAGUUCAAGUACAAUCUCAUUAUCCAAAACUUCAACUGAUCCUUUAGCUCAAGAUGGAAUAUUGGUUCAAAAAUAUGGUAAAUUGGGGAAAAUUUUAGGUUCAGGUGCUGGUGGUUCUGUUCGUUUAUUAACAAGACCUUCAGAUGGUCUAACUUUUGCAGUUAAAGAGUUCCGUCCAAGGAAAUCUGGUGAACAAUUAAAAGAUUAUGCUAAAAAAUGUACUGCUGAAUUUUGUAUCGGUUCAACUUUACAUCAUCCAAAUAUCAUUAAAACUUUAGAUAUUGCUCAUGAAAAUGGUCAUUAUUUCGAAGUUAUGGAAUAUUGUCCAAUUGAUUUCUUUGCUGUUGUUAUGAGUGGGAAAAUGACUAGAGGUGAAAUCAAUUGUUGUCUAAGACAAAUUACUGAAGGUGUUAAAUAUUUACAUGAAAUGGGUCUGGCUCAUCGUGAUUUAAAAUUAGAUAAUUGCGUUGUUACUGAACAAGGUAUACUAAAAUUAAUUGAUUUUGGUUCUGCUGUUGUUUUCAGAUAUCCAUUUGAAGAAAAUAUUGUUAAAGCUCAUGGCGUUGUUGGUUCUGAUCCUUAUUUAGCUCCUGAAGUUUUAACUAAAAGAGAAUAUGAUCCUCAACCUGUUGAUAUUUGGUCAAUUGCAAUCAUUUAUUGUUGUAUGACUUUGAAAAGAUUCCCAUGGAAGGCUCCAAAAUUAUCAGAUCCUUCUUAUAAAUUAUAUUGUAUGCCUGAUGAUAAUCCUCAUGAUUAUGAAUUAUCUGCAAAGCAACAUAAAGAAUUAUUGGCAAAGAAAAGAGAAGAAAAAUUGAGACAAAUAAAUGCAGAAUCAAGUUCUAAUAACGGUGUUGAAAAAAUUACUGAAGUUUUAAAUGAAACUACAAUUGCUCAUGAUAAACAUGAUGAAAAGACAAAUGAUACUGAAAAAUCAAUUCAUUCAACUAUCCCAGUCUCUCAUGAUGAAAAAGAUUUAAUUCAUACUCAAAAUGAUAAAAAACCAAUCCCUCCAGGUGAACAAAAACCUCAUCAUCGUACAAUCCAUGGUCCUUAUAGAUUAAUGAGAUUAUUACCACAUGCUUCGAGACCAAUAAUCUCUAAAAUGUUGACUGUGGAUCCAAAUUUUAGAGCAACUUUAGAUGAUGUUUUCAAUGAUGAAUGGUUUAGUUCAAUAACUCCAUGUACAAUGAAUUCAAAAGGUGAAACUAUACAUGCUUCUGGUCAUCAUCAUACAUUUGUUAAAGAAGAAGAGGCACAUUUACAAGAUUAUAAAGAUCAAAAGAAACCAGUGAAACAAUAA
Hansenula anomala is the source of this 1347-nucleotide messenger RNA. RefSeq names its product putative serine/threonine protein kinase HRK1 (gene HRK1). The coding region runs from base 1 to 1347 and encodes 448 amino acids. The record is from RefSeq and is a predicted model, not a curated record. Gene Ontology annotation, biological process: intracellular signal transduction; protein phosphorylation. Gene Ontology annotation, molecular function: ATP binding; protein serine/threonine kinase activity. NCBI's taxonomy places the organism in Eukaryota, Fungi, Ascomycota, Saccharomycetes, Phaffomycetales, Wickerhamomycetaceae. The transcript has a single exon.